ACUUUCUCUCUCUCUUCCUCCCACUACACUGGCAAUGCCUCUCACCCCUCCCUCUGUGUCUCUCUUUCUCCUUCUCUGUUCCCCAUUAGCCGCCACUAUACACCAGGAUUUAGUGUGAGCUCGGCAGAUAGAUAGAUGAGAAAGAGGAGUGGAAGCAUGGAUGGAUAGUUUCCCCCUCCUUUUUCAGCAUUUCUAAAGGAAGAUUGGAGCAAAGGAAAGGAGUUUGACUAGUAGGUGAACAGCUGCAGCUGGACCAUCAUCUUUUACUGGCUUUUGAUGGAGGGAACCCAGUUGUCAUGGAUACCAUCUCCUGCCAGUGUCGUUAAUAAAACAUCAAGUGAAAUGAUAACUGAUCAUUAACCUUUAACUUCAGAGAGGACAGGACAGGAGGCACUCUUAUAUUAUUUACCCAGACAUGUCUUUCCAAUGCCGCAUAACUUUUAGUACCUUCCACAUGCACUAAGACAUGAUGGAUUUCUUCUUCCACCGUCAUUUUGGUCGUCGCCAAAAAAGACAGAAGCACCAAGCUGCAGUGCGUCAGCCUGGUCCUGCUGUUCAGGCCAGUAAAGCCAGGAGGCGCUCCAGUGUUGGUCUGCCCUCUGUGGCAUUAGUACAGUCCAGGCGCUCCUCUGUUGGCUUACCUCCAGUUUGUACUGAUCCAGCGCAGGCGCCCCAGUGCUGGUUUACUGGUGGCCAGUGCACAGAGGCGACAGUCAGUUAAAGAGCUGGGAAGUGAAACAGAAUCUGAUAGAGAAGAUGUAUCUGUCCAGAGAGGGAGAAGAACAUUUAAACCUCAGCACGCCCGACGUACUUCUGGCACACGUCAACGUCCUCCUGAAGUAAAAUCCAUUGAACCUCAUUUACUUGGAUCCUCCAUGUUACUUGCAAGUGUGGUCCAGAUGGGAGGAAGAGUGAAAGAGAAGCAAGAGGAAGAGGAGAAUUUAGAUGUCUCCCUGUGCUCCAGUUCUGAGUCAGAUGGAGAAGAAGGGAGUGAUGAAGAGGUGGAGAACGGAACUGGAGGAAUGGAAGAUGCCAGCUUCAGGCAUCCAGCUCUCACACACUUAACCCAGGCAGUCGUUAUUGAAAACAUCAAACCCCGCCCAUUGCUCCGCCCUCCUCGCUGUCUGAGACGAAACUCCUCCCACCUCCUUCCAGAAGACUCUGUGUUUCAGAGCAGAGCAGCUUAUGGACUUUAUGGUCAGUAUAAUCGACGAAGUUCAAGUCAAGUCCACAGGACUUUAAGUAAACCGAUCCAGACUUCCACGACCAGCCCCAGUCUGGGUCAGCUGGCUUCAGCAGGUGGGAGUUCUGAUUCCGGGGCUGCUGAAACAGAUGUGACCUCCUCUGGGUCUGCACUCCAUAAAAGCUGUUCUUCACCUCUUGGAGGACACGAGGAAACCAUAUUCUACGACCCUUAUCUGGAGACAUGGGAGAACUUCCUGUCGAAAGCGAUAGCCAAGUCUGGUCUGCACCAUCUGCCCUGUCAACCCAGCACAUCAUCUCUGAACAGGACCGACCCAGAGGCAAAUAUCCGCAGUACUGUGGACUGGACUGAGUCGGCUGUGUAUGGAGAUCAUAUCUGGUUUGAGACAAACGCGUCUGGAGACUACUGCUAUGUGGGAGAACAACACUGUAUUGCCAGGGCACUGCAAAAGUCUGUCAGUCGAAGGAAGUGUGCUGCCUGUAAGAUAGUCGCCCACACCAUCUGUAUAGAACAACUUGAGAAGUUCCCCAGCUCUAGAGCCAUUCUCUUGGAGGCCACCCUGCCCCUCAGUGAUUCCAACUUUAGAAUUAAUUUCAGGUGUAAACCGUCUUUCAGAGAAUCAGGCUCUAGGAACAUCCGAGAGCCCAUUGUGGUGCGUCAUCACUGGGUGCAUCGCAGACGACAAGAAGGCAAAUGUAAACAAUGUGGGAAGGGCUUCCAGCAAAAGUUUGCUUUCCACAGCAAAGAGAUAGUUGCCAUCAGCUGCUCCUGGUGCAAACAGGCUUACCACAACAAGGUUUCCUGCUUCAUGCUGCAGCAAAUUGAGGAGGCUUGUCCAAUAGGAGCUCACGCUGCCCUCAUAGUUCCACCCACAUGGAUCAUUCGGGUCCGACGCCAUCAGUCAUCUAUGAAAUCAAGCAAGAAGAAGAAAAGAACAUCGUUCAAGAGGAAAAGCAGCAAGAAAGGAGCAGAGGAAGGACGACAGUGGAAGCCGUUCAUUAUCCGACCCAUCCCCUCACCACUGAUGAAACCACUGCUGGUGUUUGUCAACCCCAAGAGCGGAGGAAACCAGGGAACUAAGAUCCUGCAGUCUUUCAUGUGGUAUCUGAACCCCAGACAGGUGUUUGACCUGAGCCAAGGAGGACCGAAGGAGGGCCUGGAGUUGUAUCGCAAAGUCCACAACCUGAGGAUCCUGGCCUGUGGAGGAGAUGGCACUGUGGGCUGGAUCCUGUCUUGUCUUGAUGAACAGGCGUUAAACCCUCAACCCCCUGUUGCCGUGUUACCACUUGGGACAGGAAAUGACCUCGCCAGGACACUCAACUGGGGAGGGGGCUAUACAGAUGAACCUCUGUCUAAGAUCCUGUCCCAUGUGGAGGAUGGAACUGUUGUCCAGCUGGACAGAUGGAACCUGCAGGUUGAACCAAACCACAGUGCUGUGGCUGAAUUGGAUGAACAACAAACUGAUAAGCUUCCUCUAGAUGUUUUCAACAAUUACUUCAGUCUUGGAUUUGAUGCCCAUGUGACUCUAGAGUUCCACGAAUCAAGAGAGGCCAACCCAGAGAAGUUUAACAGUCGUUUCAGGAAUAAGAUGUUCUACGCUGGGACAGCAUUCUCAGAUUUCCUGAUGGGAAGCUCCAAAGACCUGUCUAAGCACAUCAAAGUGGUGUGUGACGGCACUGAUUUAACAUCAAAGGUUCAGGACUUGAAGCUGCAGUGUCUGGUCUUCCUCAACAUCCCCAGGUACUGUGCAGGCACUACACCCUGGGGAAACCCCAGUGAACAUCAUGACUUUGAACCUCAGCGCCAUGACGAUGGAUACAUCGAGGUCAUUGGAUUCACCAUGACUUCACUGGCUACCCUCCAGGUUGGAGGUCAUGGUGAGAGAUUGAACCAGUGUAGAGAAGUCACCCUCACCACCACUAAACCUCUCCCAGUACAGGUGGAUGGUGAACCUUGCAGACUUGCUCCCUCUGUCAUCCACAUCAGCCUCAGAAACCAGGCCAACAUGGUUCAGAAAACCAAACGACGGACCUCACUCCCACAUCUCAAUAAUCAGCAGCCGGUCCCAGAGAGGCUGAGGAUCAGAGUCAGCAGGAUCAGUAUGACUGACUAUGAAGCUCUGCAUUAUGACAAGGACAAACUACGGCAAGCAUCGAUUCCUCUGGGACUGAUUGUGGUUCCUGGUGACAGUGACUUAGAAACCUGCAGAGAACACAUCCAGCGUUUGCAGGAGGACUUCUGCUCUGUCCAACCCUCCCUGGGCCUACAGGAGGAGGCGGCCAAGCCAAAGAUUCUUUCUUCACAGAGAUUAUCUCCAAAGUGGUGUUUCCUUGACCCUACAACAGCAGAUCGCUUCUACAGGAUAGACAGAGCACAGGAACAUCUCAACUAUGUAUCAGAAAUCUCCCAGGAAGAGAUCUUCAUCCUGGACCCUGAACUGAUCGUCAUGACGACAGUGGGCACCUCCCCUUCAGCUGCUCUUGACCCUGACUCCACUCCAGUUAACAGCAGUUCUUCCCAGAGGCAGCGAGUGAACAGUGACAGCUCUGCAGUGGAAGCUUUAACGCACAACACAACACCUGUGGCCAGCAAACUCAGCAGGGCCGGUUGCAUCCAUCGUUCCAACACCACUGCUGCUGACUUCAGACCAAGACUAAGACAGGAAAAGAGCCAAAAGACGAGUGAAACUGAAAGAGAGAGAGAAAAAGAGAUGUUGAUUGAGUGUGUGAAGAACAAGGACGUGAAGAAGCUGCAGGAGUUGCACCUGAAGGGGGCAGACCUCACAGCACUGGACCAAUCAGACUGCAGUUUGUUGCACCAUGCCGUCAGCACAGGAAGCAAAGAGAUGGUCCGCUACAUUCUUGACAAUGCUCCAAAUGACCUUUUAGAUGUUACAGAAAAACUACACGGGGAGACAGUUCUUCAUCGAGCUGCAUCUCUGUGUCACAGGACCAUCUGUCAUUAUUUGGUAGAGGCAGGCGCCUCACUCAUGAAAACAGACCUACAGGGUGAUACGCCUAAGAACAGAGCAGAGAAGGCUCAUGAUGCAGAACUGGCAGCUUAUCUGGAGAACAGGCAGCAUUACCAGAUGAUACAGAGAGAAGACCAGGAAACAGCUGUUUGAAACUGUUGAACUCUUUCCGAACAGGACCCGGAUGAAGAAGCCGCAGUCUUCCUUCUCAUCAAGAUUAGACUGACAGUAGGUCAUUGAUGCCUGUGCGACAGGAUGAUUGGUACAAGGAUUCCAGUGUCAUUCCUCCAAAGCACAAAAGUGCAGACUGAGACUGAAGACGGGCCAAAUCUCAACACGCAUUUAAUGAUGAUUAUGGCAGUGAUUAGAAUGAUGGAAACAAUAAUGAUAAUGACAGUUACAUUGAGGGCCUUAGCUUAUAUUAAUCAGGGUGAAGAUUAUGAGAUGUUCAUUAAGUCAUUCUGAUUUCAGUAAUAAAAAGUGAAGAAAAUAGAAGCAGCUCUGAUUUUGAAGAGUAAUAUGUGGAAUCAACUUGGAGGCCUUGUUCUUCAAAACCUUUUCAUCUCAAACGAAUUCAAAGGACUCCAUUCUUAAACUAAAUGCGAUCAUCUGCCAUCAAUUAAUGACUGCAUUGGUUUGUGGGGUUGGAUCGUCUCAGUAUUAGGAGGAAAACUUAGUUUGCAGACUCCGAUGUUAAUGUCUUAGUUGAGCCUUACAAGCCUUACAAGGCUAACAAGCCUUACCAAAAUGUAGGAAUUAAAGUUUUUCUUCGGGGUGAGAUUAUGAUUGUGUGCAAGGUGUGCAAAUCUGAAGACGGAUAGAUGAAAGUUGACUGAAUGUCCAAUGAGGAAAAUCUGCAGGUGGAAGAAACUAAUGGAAAGGUCCAAAUCAUUAGCAUUCAUCUUCAGGGGAUCAUAAAUAUCCACAGCAAAUUUCAUGGAAAUUGGACAACUACUUUUUGAAAUAUCGUGUAAUGAGUGCUGAAAUUUUGACAUGAUGGUGUUAACAGGAUCCUGAAUACAUAAGGAUUCAUGAAUAUCAGUAUCAGGUUUCAUGGCUGUCUAGUAGGCGUCAAGAAAUCUUGUUUGGAUCAGUGUUAGAAAGAGCAACAAGGCUACUGACAGUUACCAGCCACCCUGAAUGCUGACACCCCCUAUUUAGUGAAGCUCUCUGAUUAUUUCACUGAGCAUUGAUCCCAUCAUCAGUUACGCUUUGAACCUGCUAUACUUUAUCUUACCUCAUCCAAACAACAUUAUCAAUGUAUCGUACAUACUGUAUUUUUGGUAACCUUGUGUGUUGACUAUAAACAUAUUCUAGAGAUAAUUUAUAUAUUGGGGGUAUUGUUAGAGUAUAGUGAUGUCAAAUUAGAUCCAAUGGAUGUGCAUGUACUUUACAUUAAAAAUAUUUGAUGAAGAUAGUUUUGUUAAAUUCAAGUAAAAUCUAUUAGAAUAUAUUUUGUUGUGCCAAACUUUAGCUUUUUAACAUUCAAAGACAUAGUACACACAAAUCAUUAUAGCACUAAAUAGCAACAAUCCAAAUCAGAUUGAAUGAAUAAUGAAGGCAAAUCAAGCAACCAUGCUCACCUGCUCAGGUAACUCAGGACACCAACUCAACAAUUGUAAUUUACAGCAAGCAGCAAGAGACAAAAAAGAAUGCAACAACAGAAUAAUAAAAAUGCAACAACCUGGAUGCUCUCAGAAUCAUGUUGACGGGGACAUGAAGAACCAAGUUUCUCAUGUUCUGUGUAAAUAUCACCUAGGCUUUGAAAGCACACAAACCAAUCAUCACUCAUGACAGUGGUUUUUAAAUUGUGAGGAUAUUUCAAAGACAACGCCGGCUAAACCUGGAUCUCUACAUUUGAUUUUGUAGUUUUGUCGCAGCUUCUUUAACUCUGGAAAAGUUUUACUGUCUUACUGCUUUUAAUGACAAUCACACAUUUUCUGGAAAUGACAUUUUCUAUAAGAGAUAGAUUUUUCAGGAAUGUCUCUGAUUUACACUGCCACGCAACUAGCAGCCAGUUUUUGAUGCUAUAACUGAUUUCCACAGAUAUAAUAUCUCAUCAAUGAAUUCAAAAAAUCCACUUCAUUCCUAUUGUAUCGUCAUUUAGCAAGCAUUCCCAGCUUUGUGACCAGAAUACACUGAGGUGUGAGCAGGGUAUUUGCACACUGCUUUCAUGAAAAUCAAAUACUGUGCAGCAAGUGAACUAACCUCUGAUCCAUUUUUAUCAUGGUUCAGGAGGAAAAAAAAAGUUUCUGUGCACCAAGACUGAUGAUUUUUGUCCAAACUUUGUACAGUAUAUUAUUACAAUAUAUUCUGACUGAUUCAGUACAGUGGCUGCUGAAUAUUGGCAAAACCAAAAAAGGCUCAAGCUAAGUUCACUGGCUUCUUCUUGUUUCGUUUUGCCUGUGAAUUUUGGCAUUUGAGCUUGAACCGUUUUGGUGUCUGCUUUGCGUUGACAGUAAACUUAUUCAUGUUCUGCAUUGCAGUGACGUACAGUAGGUUAGGUCUUCUUCUUUUUUAUUUACAUCUGUCGCCUAUCUAAUCUUCAUUCUUUCAAGUUCAUGACAUUGUUUUUGGUUAAUACAUUGGUGUGAAAUAAAUAGUUUGAAUUUUCUAUUUUUCUUUUGCCUUUCUAUUUCUGCAUUUGUCAUCAAGUUCUUCAAUAUAUGUAUAAUUUGUUUUUGAGAUCAAUAUGAAGAUAAUAAAAGAAUGCUGUUUAUUUGAGAAUGUA
This is a messenger RNA of Lates calcarifer (barramundi perch), 6906 nucleotides long. RefSeq names its product diacylglycerol kinase zeta. The record is from RefSeq and is a predicted model, not a curated record. NCBI's taxonomy places the organism in Eukaryota, Metazoa, Chordata, Actinopteri, Centropomidae. Gene Ontology annotation, biological process: diacylglycerol metabolic process; lipid phosphorylation; intracellular signal transduction. The transcript has 37 exons. Gene Ontology annotation, cellular component: nucleus. The coding region runs from base 876 to 4328 and encodes 1150 amino acids. Gene Ontology annotation, molecular function: protein binding; ATP-dependent diacylglycerol kinase activity.